UUAUCAACACAGGCCAGAUUUUGACAAACUUUGUAGAAUUUCUGGUGUCUCAAUCUUUGCGACAAAAUGGCUCAAUUGCAUGGAACACUAGAAGCUGAAGUCGAACUGCAAUCACCAGCUGACAAAUUCUUCAAGGUUUGGAGGAGCGAAUCCCACAAAUUGCCCACCGCCACCUCCAAAAACAUUCAAGGAGUUAAAGUUCAUGAAGGUGACUGGGAUCAGCAUGGAGCUAUCAAGAUUUGGAAUUAUACCGUUGAAGGAAAAUCCGGGGUGUUCAAAGAGAAGGUUGAGUUUGACGACGACAACAUGUCGUUCACCCUCCAUGGCAUCGAGGGCGACGUCUUUGAUGAGUUAAAGGUUUACAGGCCGGUAUGCAAGCUCAUCCCGAAGGAGAAAGGCAGUCUGGCUAAGCUGAGCAUCGAGUACGAGAAGUACAAGGAGAGCGACCCUAACCCCGACAAGUACAUGGCCUUCUUCAUCGACAUGACCAAGGACAUUGAUGCUCACGUUUUAAGCGCAUGAAGGCAAAGAUCAUGGCAUGACUGUGAUCAUAUGUGUAGUUGUGCUACAUUAUGCUUGAGAUUCUAGUACUUUCAUGUAUCUAGACCCAAUAAAUCAGGCUGGUUGAUCAGGUGAUGUUAAGUUGACUUGGGUUUUGGGAUUAUCAGAAUCGUGUAUUGUGUUCGUGUGUAAUUGUGCUUGCAAUAAGACACUCGUGGUUUUUGCAAAA
Syzygium oleosum is the source of this 730-nucleotide messenger RNA. Its product is annotated as MLP-like protein 328. The transcript is spliced from 2 exons. NCBI's taxonomy places the organism in Eukaryota, Viridiplantae, Streptophyta, Magnoliopsida, Myrtales, Myrtaceae. The record is from RefSeq and is a predicted model, not a curated record. Gene Ontology annotation, biological process: defense response. The coding region runs from base 67 to 522 and encodes 151 amino acids.